Messenger RNA from Paraphaeosphaeria sporulosa, 1550 nucleotides. Its product is annotated as Diphosphomevalonate decarboxylase. The coding region runs from base 217 to 1413 and encodes 398 amino acids. Gene Ontology annotation, biological process: isoprenoid biosynthetic process; isopentenyl diphosphate biosynthetic process, mevalonate pathway. Gene Ontology annotation, molecular function: ATP binding; diphosphomevalonate decarboxylase activity. Gene Ontology annotation, cellular component: cytosol. The record is from RefSeq and is a predicted model, not a curated record. NCBI's taxonomy places the organism in Eukaryota, Fungi, Ascomycota, Dothideomycetes, Pleosporales, Didymosphaeriaceae. The transcript has a single exon.
AUCUUGGGCAAUUACUCGUGUCAGGGGGUUCCAUUCUUCUGUCCUCCUCGACAUUGCAAUUCCCAUCGUGGGGCUCAAGAUCUCGGAAAUUUCCUGUUUUGUCGAGUUUCCAACCCCAGUCCCUCCCACUGAGACCCUGCAUAAACAAAAAUCCACCGGACCCCGCCAAACAACCCCUCGACUUUCCUCCAUAACACAAAGAACAUAACGACGACAAUGUCAGAUAUCCACCGCGCCAGCACGACCGCCCCGGUCAACAUCGCCGUCAUCAAGUACUGGGGCAAGCGCGACCCCAAGCUCAACCUCCCCACCAACUCGUCCCUCUCCGUCACCCUCUCGCAGUCCGACCUCCGCACCCACACCACCGCCUCGUGCUCCGCGUCCUACUCCAAGGAAGACUCCCUCCUCCUCAAUGGCGCCCCGCAAGAUGUCUCUGGCGCCCGCACCCAAGCCUGCUUCCGCGAGUUGCGCGCCCUCCGCUCCCAGCUCGAGGACUCCGACGCCUCGCUCCCCAAGCUCGCUGCCCUCCCCCUCAAGAUCGUCUCCGAGAACAACUUCCCCACUGCCGCUGGGCUCGCUAGUUCGGCGGCUGGCUUCGCAGCCCUGGUUCGCGCCAUCGCGAAUCUCUACAAGCUGCCGUCCUCGCCCACGGAUCUCUCCCGCAUUGCGCGCCAGGGCUCUGGGUCUGCCUGCCGCAGCCUCUUCGGCGGGUACGUCGGGUGGGAGCAGGGCUCGGCCUCUGACGGCUCUGACAGCGUAGCCUUCCAAGUCGCGCCCGCAUCGCACUGGCCGUCCAUGCGUGCCGUCAUCCUCGUUGUCUCGGCCGCGAAGAAGGGCGUGAGCAGCACGACGGGCAUGCAGACCACAGUCGCCACAUCCACCCUGUUCGCCUCUCGUGCUAGCGAGACUGUGCCCAGGAGGAUGCAGGAGAUGCAGAACGCCAUCCAGAACAAGGACUUCGAAACCUUCGGCAAGGUCACCAUGAUGGACAGCAAUAGCUUCCACGCCACGUGUCUCGAUACGUACCCCCCUAUUUUCUAUCUCAACGAUGUAUCGCGCGCGGCGAUCAAGGUGGUAGAGAGCAUCAACGCGGCAGCAGGCCGCAUCAUCGCAGCAUACACAUUUGAUGCUGGGCCAAACGCCGUUGUUUACUACCUUGAGGAGAACGAGAAGGAGGUAGCAGGGCUGUUCAAGACUCUUCUUGGAGAAAAGGAUGGGUGGAAGGGCGAGCGGGGGGAGAAGAUUGAGGGAAACUUUGCCGCGGCGGAGAAGGUCAAGGAGGAGGCGGGUGUCGCAGUUGACCUGCUGAAGGACGGUGUUAGCAGGAUAAUCCUGACUGGUGUUGGAGAGGGGCCUGUGGAGACGGAGGAGAGUCUUAUUGAUGAGAAGGGCGAGGCUGUCUCGUCGUCGUAGGGAAGUGUGGGAUGGGGGAGGGGUUGUCUGCACGCCCCGUGUCGUAGAUACCCGGUGCAGAAGAGGGCAAAUAAUGCUUUUGAUUGAGUGAGGAGAUUUUCAUUGUUGUAUGUUUAGUUCGACGUGAUGUUUGCUGU